Messenger RNA from Bolinopsis microptera, 4055 nucleotides. Its product is annotated as tectonin beta-propeller repeat-containing protein 1-like. Lineage: Eukaryota; Metazoa; Ctenophora; Tentaculata; Lobata; Bolinopsidae. The record is from RefSeq and is a predicted model, not a curated record. The transcript is spliced from 20 exons. The coding region runs from base 69 to 3944 and encodes 1291 amino acids.
AGUCACUUUGAAAAUAAUUUUGUCACUGUUGCAAGGAAUUUAUAAUGAACUGGAUAUAGCAAUGAAAAAUGAUUCUUGGACAAGAUAUAUGGGCACUUGAUAGUGGGUCCCUUCCUUGGAGAUGCAAGGGAUUCUCUUACAAUUGCAAGAAGAACAACCAUGAAUGUUGGAGGCAGGUUCCUAUUCAAGCGGGGGUCUCCUUCAAUAUGCUUGAUGCUGCUUCGACCUGUGUUUGGGCUGUUGACUUUGAAUACCAUGUGUACCUCUUUGUAAAGGAAUGUGACAUUCCUAUACGAUUCCAGGAUUAUAAGUUCCGCUUUGAGCGCUGGUUUUUAGGACGUGGCUGGAAAACAGUUGAAAGGGAUGAUGAAUCUCCAAAGAGGAACUUGUCUCAUCACUGGACUGCUGACAGUGUAUGGAGGAUAGAUAGAAAUAUAGAUGGAGUCCCCACUGACCGUGAUGGAUGGCAGUAUGCGUCAGGUUUCAACUCAGUAUUCUCAAAUCAAGAAACUCAAACAAAAGUCGUCAGACGAAAACGUCUCGCAAAAUACUACACGUAUAACAAGAUGGGUAACUUCGCUAAGAUCACAGCUGAUGAAGAAAUCAAAUUUAUGGACGUUGCUGCUGGAGGCACUAUGUUAACGGGAAGUGAAAACUGGCCUAUAUGCGUGUGGGGUGUAUCAAAGGAGUGUAAAGUUUACUUCAGAACAAACAUCAGUAAUAUAAACCCUGAGGGAGACAGAUGGAAGGAGGUUUGCCAGCCAGAUUUCAGUCUCGCAAAGCUAAGUGUAGGGCCUCGAGGUCAACUGUGGGGUAUUACAACUCAAGGGGAACUUAUCACUAGAGCGGGCAUUGAUAGUGACAAUCUAACAGGGACUGAAUGGCUGGAAAUUUCAAUCUCAAUCCCCGGAAUGCAAGAUAUUUACCCCACAGCUCUGACAGUGUCAGCUGACAGUGUCUGGAUGAUAGACUGCAAAGGAAGGGUGUUUUUCCACAAAGGAGCAGAUCUAUACGUGCACAACACUCUGUUGCUGACAGAUAGACACGACACCCGCUCCACAUCUAAGUGGGUCCACAUGGUUAUGGAGCCAGAUAAUAUCAUCAACUUUAAAUCUCUGUCUUGUGGCCCCGAAAAUCAGGUCUGGGGUCUCGACAAUGAGGAUAAAAUAUUUAAUAGAACGGACGUCUCAAUUACUCAGAUAUCUGGCCAAAAUUGGCAGCUCAUUGAAGAUCCGAAGCUUAAGAAUGGAGAUGUGGGGGUAGACUCAGAUCCAGAUUCAGACCAAGAGUUGAACUCCACUCUUCCGCCCUGCAUGCCAUUCAGUAGUCCUCUCAGAAGAGACAGUUCCUUCCUUACAGCAAAGUCUAUGUCCUCCCAGUAUACCUUGCCCGUUGAUCCCAAUUAUUUACCUAAGUACGCAAUGGACGAGCCAGACAGGUACAGUUAUGAUGAAGGGUCAGUUGACAGUAAGAACCUGUGUGAGCCUGACGACUUGUUUCAUGACUCCGAUAGUGAUGUUUUAGAGGAGCCAUCUGAACACUCUUUGACCAGUAGCUUAGGUGUCCACUAUUGGAAGAUGAUAUCCUGUGGUGGUUGUCAGGGUGUCGGUGUGAAACGGGACGAUGUGAACCUCAAACAAGCUGAGCUUUCAAAAGUACAGAUUGCAGUCAUCAAGCAGUCACGUGAUUCCAUCCUUGACAAACUCAGAGAACAGAGCAUGAAGAUCAGGAGUAAACUGUUUGACAAUUACAAUGAAUUAGUGGACGAUGGGGGCUUCAAACUAAAAUCUAACGCAAAGAUAGAAAUGGACGGCGCUUCUAAAAACGCCACUGUUUAUUUGUCAAAAAACAUCCCCCAUGGUCACCUAAGGUUCAGGAUAUAUACCCCUGGUGCUGCUUCAUUAGACAUGGGCGAGGACGAUCAGCGGAGGUUGGGAAGAAGAGGAAGGAUGCUCCAAUAUGAACCGACUGUAAUGAUAAACCAGACAUCCACAAUAGAACAGGUCGAACAAGUGCCUCUAGUAAACUUGUUCGGAAUUAAGAGAAUAUCUCCAAAUGUGAAGCAACAUACUCUUCUCCUUUUUACAGCCAAGCGAUCUUACCAGUUGACAUUUGAAAGAGACACUGACUGCAACAACUGGUUUGACCGAGUUAACGAGUAUGUCCGUUCGGUACAUGAAAUUCCUGAUGUCCCCCCUAAUCAAUCUGUCUGGGCUUUGUCAGGAGAUGGAACUGUGUACUUUUCGCCUCCUGCUCCUUCUUGUGUUACCAAUCACUCUAAGCGAGCCUGGCUUCCUAUUGAAGGUAACUUUGUACAAAUAGCAGCCGGACCAAGGAGCAUAGUCUGGGGAGUUGCCCCCGAUAAUAACCUUUACUGCUUCACUCGUGGGUAUGGUGGUGGAAGUCAUCAUAUGGGCGAAAAUUUGGAGAACUUUUCAGUUCAGAGACACUUUCAAUGCACAGAGAAUGAGAGAUUUAAACUGGUCGGCUUCCAGUUCCAGCCUUGCAGCGGCCGAGAUAAUAGAUCGAACUGGGUUGAUGACUUGGGAAACACUAUUGAAAGCCAAAACCAAUACAGACUACCUCUCUCAUCUUGGCGGUGGAUCGGGGACUGGAGCGUCAAAAAUUUAAUUGAUAGCGACCCUGAUGGUUGGUAUUAUGCGAAAAACUUCCACAGUCCGUUCUCAGCUAAUCCAGGUCGAGGUGCUAGGAAGAGACAUUGCGUGAGAUUAGCGCAGAUGAACUGCACUGCCCCGUGGAAGAAGAUUCCUGUCAACUUGGUUAAAAUAGCCCGAAUUACUUUGGAGCCGUAUUGUUUUAAAAGUGGGGACGAGCUUGUCGUCGCCUGGGCGCUAUGUACGAACGGCAGUUUACUGUACAGACACGGUGUUACUCCUAACAAACCUCAGGGUGAAGAUUGGGUACAUGUAGAUAUAGAUCACCCUUUAGUGGACGUAUCACUGGACGCCUUUUGUAACCUGUGGGCGGUGUGUAGUGAUGGUAGCGCCUACUUCCGUAUGGGGAUAUCGGAACAGGUUCCCAUCGGUAACCGCUGGAUGCACAUUGUCAAACCAGAGCGGGAUCAUCUGGUAAAGAUAGCCGCGGGGAAGUAUGCUGUUUGGGCCCUUGGUUCUACAGGAAACUGUUACAUUCGAACGAAGAUAAGUUCUAUCCGCGAGUACGGGCAAUCCUGGAGCUUGGUGAAUAGUGAGCCUAUGUGUAGUAUAUCAGUGAGUGGGAGUGACCAAGUAUUCGGUAUCACAGAGGUGAACAGAGCUGUCGUUUCAAGGGAUGGUGUUUCAGUUAUAGGUGACAAGUUAAAGGGAGAUAAGUGGAGCAGGGUGGUCCAGGAUGUUUGGUCCAAUAUCUGUAUUACUGCCACCACUCAGCAACAUCAUUGGGAUCAGAUUGAUGAGUUGACGUCUAUGGCAAUGACAAGAUACCGGACCCAGAUCUGGGUGAAGCUCAGAGAGAACCGACUGAAGGAUACUAGAUGGAUGGACUACCACAGAUUUUGUCCUCAAAUCUUUCCUGGCGAUCGUGUUUUCAUCCGAGGCAGCGAUGGGACUUGGUCUAGAAACAUAAUUGAUCACAUUGGCACAGACAGAGCGCUCAAAGUACGUGUUCCCGGACUCUUCACGACCACGUACGAGUCAAAAGCAAAGAACGAUGUUAUCCGGGACGAGCCUCCCCACCCAACCCAUGUAGCCGUGGGCACAGAAAUCCUGGCUAAACUCUCCUACCUGAGCAAUAAAUAUUCACCUUGUGUCGUCAAGUCUAUAGAUCACAGACGAGGUAAGCUGAUGAUAGAAGCUGGAUCUCAGUACGAUAUUCACGAAGUAAGGAUCCCUGAUGCCCAGCUCAAUUCGGAUAUCUAUUUUCUUGAUGGAAAACGUAAACAUUCUGUAACUAAUGACGAAUUUGGCAGAGAAAUUGUAAUUUAGUUGUUUUGUUUUAUUCGGAGAUUAUCAGUUUGCAAUAAGUGUUCACAUGUUCAUUGUUCAUUGAUCCGUGCUCAUGUACAGUACACUUUACAAUUUUAGAUUUAGAGAUAC